Messenger RNA from Haemonchus placei, 345 nucleotides. The record is from the annotation of a GenBank genome assembly. Lineage: Eukaryota; Metazoa; Nematoda; Chromadorea; Rhabditida; Trichostrongylidae.
AUGAGCCGAUGCGCCCGAGACGAGGAGAGGCAGCUUGUAUGGAACAGGCUCAAAGAAAUCAUGUACGAACUGACAUUGGCAACCAAAAAGGCUUGGAAGGAAAAGAACGAUCCAGAGCGUCUGUCUAUAUACGUCUCAUUUGCCAAAUUAUGCAAAAGCUAUCUGGACGUUGCCGACAAGGAAUCGUUUCAGAUUUGUGAAAACACAGCAAAGGAGGCCAAGCUCGCCGGGAAAGGGACAUUGGAAGAUGAUCAAUGGAGAGAAGCGAACCAGUCCAUUGAACAAAUCAGGAAAACCAUAUCGGAUGCGCUACAUGAACGCGAACUUUUAGAUGAUUCAGAGUGA